GUAAAGAGGGGCAGGAGUCACAAUCCUGAACAGUCAGCCAGUCGUUUACUUUUUCCUCUCUUUUGGGCCUUUAAACAAUCCAGCUGCACACGUCCACCCCUGGUUUUAGGCCCUGCUCCAGCAGUUUGAGGCAAACCUUUGUAAAGAAAGAACAGAAGAACUAAACACACAGCCAUGAAGGACAAAGUGAGGAGAGGAGGAGGAAGAAAUCAAGUGAAAACUGAGGCAGUUGUCGUGCCGGGUGGAGACGAUGCUGUGGACGUUAAGCAGGAUGAAAGCACAUCGUUUCCUGUGAAGAUCCAGGGAGCAGGCGUGGAGCCGUUUGAGCUGCAGGUCCAUGGUUUUUGGCAUGUUCAAGAUGCACUAAUGACUCUGCUUUCGAGGAACGAGGUGUGUCCACGCUCAAGCCUGGCAUUAACCAUAGCUGGUGCAGCUCUGGAUCCCCAUGCUGAUCUGCAAAGCCUCAAGGGCCUCAAAGCGGGGGCCGUCAUCCGUCUGGUGGAAGAGCCGUACACCUACCACUCAGCGAGGCUCCACCUGGCUCGUGUCGUAGAGCUGCUGAGAGCGCCCGGACCUCAGGACGCACUGAGAGAGGGACGUUCACCGAGCAUACUGGAGACCCUCACGCACACACAGACACCCGAACAUAGCUUAUUGAACGGGAAGAGCCUGAAGCGCUCUUUAGCUAAUGCAAAGGCAGAGUCGGCCAGCCAGGACGAAGGUCCACCUGAUUACCUCCUCCCCGGUUCAUCAGAGAGACCCCUCAUGGCCCUGAUGCCACACAGCUCUCAACCAGAGACUCACAGUUACCUGAAGGACCUGGCUCUCAGCUGCUGGAACCCUCCUCCGGGACACAGGAAGCUGCAGGGAGACUUCAUGUAUAUCGCAGUGGUGACGGCGGAGGGGCGACGCUGUGACAUCACAUCCUGUCCAAAAGGUUUCUUCCUCAACAGGUCUACAGAAGACGCGUUCGAUCCUCGUCCUGCUCAGUCUUCGCCUGUGUGUCACUGUUUCACCGACCUGCUCUGUCACAUCAGCCCUGCGUUCAAACAAACCUUCACCGCACUCAAAAACAAGACCCCCGAGCAAUCAGUGGAGGUGAUGCCCACUCCUUACCACACGCUGAGCUGGCUCGGGCCUUCCUGCUCCUCUCGUGUUCACAGGAACACCUUCAGCAGACUGGGGGUGGAUGAACAUGCAGCAGCACAGGCUCCAGACUGGAACGAGGAGCUGCAAGCAGCAAGAGAUCUUCCCCAGGGAAGUCUGGAGGAGAGGCUGCAGAGAGACAGAGCCCUGCUACAAGUGAACGGUGCGUUUGUGAGGACUGUCAUGCAGGCGGCAGAGACUGUGAUAGAUGGAUUUGUUGAGCCGGUGAACGGAAACCCGGAGGACCCAGCUUUCGUGUGGGGCGGCUUGUUCAUGAGCCAGGGUGCCAUGAGUGCAGCGCUUGGAGGCGAGAGGGGCCGCAGGGCAUCUCAGAGACUGGAGCUUAAAGGUGUUCAGGCUUACAGUGACUUGGAGGGGUUGCAGGGGCUGCACACUCUGCCUACAGCCAUCGUGGACUACAGAGGGGUGCGCCUGUCUGCUCAGGGUCUGGCUCCUGGCUUGGAGAGCUCAGAGCAAGACCAGGAAGCUUCUCCUGCAUCGAGAGGUCUGCUGUACGGGGUGAACGCAGGGCCCCAAGAGUCCCCCCAUCGCCGACAGCUGCUGUCGCUCUUGGCUCACUCCGCCAAAGCUCUUUCGAUUCAGAGACAUGUUGUGGUGGGACCCAACGGUCACCAGGUGCCUCUGUUCACCUCACUGGACGCUCAGGGGCUGCUGGGAGCCGACAGGAGGUUCUAUUUACUCGACGUGUUCAGGACCUUUCCAGCUGAUGCCAACUUUUGUCCAGAAGAGAAGACGGAAAAACUGACAACUGCUGAAGAAGAGAGCAGUAAAAGCAGUCAAGGAGAAGUUAAGGAGGAGGAGGAGAAGGGUUGUGAGAAAGAAGGCUGGCCAGAGAAUUAUAAAACCACCUCCGGACUGCCUAAAAGUUUCCCUCACAGACUCUGUAGGCUGAGGCCAGAGCUGGUGCAGGCUUUCAUCCAACAUAAACACGGCCGGUUUACUCAGCUUGUCAGAGAGAAGUUGGAUGAAAACGGAGGCUUUGAGGAAUGUGCAACAGCCAACGACUCUCGGGCGACGGACGCAAUUCGAGCGGCGUGUAAAGAAGUGGGCUCCAUCAGUGACAUUAUCUUUGAGAUGCGAUUCAACCCAAAUGUUUUCUCUCCAGGCGUCUGUUUUCCUCCCAGCGAAAGGGCAAUGACUGAUCUACAGGAGAGGUUACUCCAAGAAGCUGCAGCUUUCAUCGUCACACACCAGAUCCCAGCCUUUUUGCGAGGUUGCCAACAGAGCAACGAGGCGCCGAUGGAAGGGGCUUCUUUAAAACAGGCGCUGCACCUAAAAGGCAUCAACCUGCGGUACCUGGGCCACGUCGCCAAGGCCAUUUCCCAGUCAGAACACAAGGAGCGUCUGAGGCAUAUAAUGAGAUUAGUGAUGAGUGAAAUUUUUAUUCGAUCGUCAAGAAGAGUGUUCAACAACUUCCUCCAGGGCGUGGACGUGCCGAGUCUCGCCGCAGCCAUCAGUCACUUCCUCGGCUGCCUGUUGGUCCCCCACUUCACUCCCUCUCCUGUGGGGGAGGAGACGAAGAAGAAGUCGAGGCGGCGCGGCCGCGGCACGGGAACCUCCGAGAACACGCCCUGGAGCAUGCUCACAGGAGCCGAGCUGUGGAAUCUGGUCUGCCAAGAUGCUGCUGAAACUUAUGACACCUCUGACGGUCUCGGCUCUGGUCCUAACCACCUGGUGGAACACUACGGUCUUCAAAAAAUCUCCCUGCUCAGAGAAUUCUGUUUAAAAACAGGAGUGCAGUUGAGACUGAGAGACUACUUGUUCGACAAUCUAAACAAAGCUCCCAUCAGUCCGGACGACAUCCUCAACAUCUUCCCCGUGGUGAAACACCUUCACAUGCCCAUCGGGGACGCUUCAAAAGCACAUCGAACUGCACAGAACUUCAUUCAGAAAAGUCUGCUGGAUCAGGCCCACGAGAAGCUGAAGGAAGCAGCCUACCUGUUCGGCAGGGUGUGCGAUGAUCUGCACCCCGAGGCGUGCCAUUGCCACAGUCUGUUGGCGAAGGUGACCUACCUGCAGGGGAAGACGGCGGAGGCUCGCAGUGUGCAGCUGAAAACAGUGGUCAUCAGCGAGAGGGUGCUCGGCUUUGACCAUCCCAACACUAUUCAGCAAUAUGCCCUCCUGGCAGUGUACGCGUACGCCGGAGGGGAGACGGCCCUGGCUCAGAAGUGUCUUCUCAGAGCUCGCCUGCUGAUGCUAACRGUCCACGGAGAAGACCACCCGUACACUGCGACACUCGAUAGCUGUCUUGGACUGGUGCUGCCUGAAGAUCUGACAGGACAGUUCCUGAAGAACGCCCUAAAACUCAACACUUCCUUCUUCGGACCUGCAGAUCUACAUACCGCCCUCAGUCAGCACCUGUUGUCCCAGUGGAUGUGCAGUAGGAGCGAYUACAGAGGAGCCAUGACACACGAGAAAGAGGCUCUGUCUGCUUUCACCUCACUGUUUGGGGAGGAUCACCCUCAGACACGCUGCAGCAAAGAGUUCCUGAGCACCAUAACCAAGCAGGCGGUGAAAGUAGAGCGCACUCUCAGACAGGCAGGAGCUGAGUGCACCGAGCAAAUGGUAGAGUGUCUAAGCCCAACAUCUGACACCAUUCUGGAGCAGCUGGUUCUGGUGACAGGGAUCAGGAGGAUUACAAAAAGCGACAGGCUCCAGGAGUACAAACAGAAACACUUGGAGCGAAAGCUUGCGGCAGCCAGAGAACUGGGAAUCAAACUUCCAUUCGAGCUUCCUGCCUCAGAUGUGGGGUGUGGCAAGGAAGCCGCGGAUGGAGGAAACAAGGCCGAGGAGAAGCACAGCGGGAGCCAACAGGAGCAGCGGGAGGAAGACGGGUCGACUCAGAGUGCUGGAAGCGUGUUAGCUAACGGUCACGUGGCAGAGCCAGAGAAAGCUGAUGAGAGCAGGGACAGAAAAGGGACAGGUGCCGGUCAGAUAAAGUCUGACCCGCAGGAGACAAAUGGAGACGUGGACGUCUUGGCGAGCCCUUCGGCCCUUAAAAGUCCACUGACCUGGGCGGAUGUGGUUUCGAAGCCAAGCACAGGCACAGGAAGCAAAGCAGCAAACGGAGUAGACAGUGUCGCUGCCAACGGUGCAGCUGAGGAGUCAAAACACUGAGCACAAUGGCUUGUGAACAAGUUUUUCUAAAGUCUCUGCUGUAAGAUUAAACUCUCCCAGGAUUUUAAAAGUGAUCCUAAGAACAGAGACAGCAUUAAGAAACAGGAUGAGUAUUACUUUAUGUUGUAAUGUUUUGCUGUCACAUAUACUGUGAGAAGGCUGUGUUGUUUUGCCUUUUUUUCCCCCCUUUUCCAACAAUAAACUUUUUACUUUGCUGUAUUAAA
Molecule: messenger RNA, 4508 nt
Organism: Austrofundulus limnaeus
Lineage: Eukaryota; Metazoa; Chordata; Actinopteri; Cyprinodontiformes; Rivulidae
Product: clustered mitochondria protein homolog
Exons: 28
Coding region: 175-4284 (1369 amino acids)
Biological process (GO): intracellular distribution of mitochondria; organelle organization
Cellular component (GO): cytoplasm
Molecular function (GO): protein binding; mRNA binding
Source: RefSeq, a predicted model, not a curated record